AUGUUCUCUGGACUUCUCAACGACAUCGGCGGCAUGCCCCCAAGGACAGCCAGGCACGCUGCUGCUCCUAUGGACGCGCCUCCCAUGAUGAGUCCCCAAUUCGAUGAACAUGAACCAGUAGUAAACACCACCAACAACGCGUCCAGCGGCAACGGCGGCGGCAUCAAAGACGAAUACCGCAUCCCCGGCAAAGAACCCUCAUCAGCAAUCCAAACAUUCACCAUCUCCGACGAAGAUGGCAUGGACAUAUCCUGCCAAUCCCGAGGCUCAAACUUUUCAGCUCCAGACUCGACCGUUCUAAUCUUCACACAUGGCGCGGGCGGCGGCCUCGAAAAUCCAGCGACUUCCCUGUUCGCCGAUGGCUACGCCGUAUCAGGACCCGUAGUCUGCUUCCAGGGAACCAUGAACCUACAAUCACGCGUCAAGGCUUUCGAGACCGUGCUCUCUAACCUCCAGGCUGAAGAGCCGAGACAGACGUUCGCUGUCGGUGGUCGUAGUCUGGGUGCUCGGGCGGCCGCUAAGCUGGCUCAGACACAUGAAGAGGUUAAGAAGCUUGUGCUAGUGUCGUAUCCGCUGAUUAGUCCUAAGGGAGAUAGACGGGAACAGCUUCUGCUCGACUUACCACGAGACAAGGAGGUUCUCUUCAUCAUUGGGUCCAAGGAUACGAUGUGCGAGAUUAGUGAUCUGCAGCAAGUCCAGAAGAGAAUGCAGGCCAGGUCGACUUUGGUUAUUGUUGAAGGUGGUGACCAUGGCAUGAAUCUGCUUGGCUUGAAGGGUUGGGAGAAGAUUCAAGCGGUGGAGAAUCAGCGGAGGCUGACUGGAACCAGAGCUGCGGAAUGGGUGUUAAGCUCUGCUCCUGUCAUGGACGGUUCGUAUCUGGUAGAAAGUGCGAAUGGGAAAGGAUCAGGUAUGAAGCGCAAGUCGAAGAAUACCGAGCUUUACGCAGAUAAUGGCGAGGUAACUGGGGAAGCACCGCAAGGCACGAGAAGCAAGAGGCAGAAGAAGUCGUGA
This is a messenger RNA of Lithohypha guttulata, 1011 nucleotides long. RefSeq lists its product as uncharacterized. The transcript is spliced from 2 exons. Bases 1 to 1011 code for a protein of 336 amino acids. NCBI's taxonomy places the organism in Eukaryota, Fungi, Ascomycota, Eurotiomycetes, Chaetothyriales, Trichomeriaceae. The record is from RefSeq and is a predicted model, not a curated record.